This is a messenger RNA of Cricetulus griseus (Chinese hamster), 3240 nucleotides long. Lineage: Eukaryota; Metazoa; Chordata; Mammalia; Rodentia; Cricetidae. The record is from RefSeq and is a predicted model, not a curated record.
AUGCGAGUGGCUUUUAAAGUUAGCCGAAAUCCCUCCGCAGCUGGCGGCGGCUGGCGUUCUGCGCGCGGCUUACUGGGGCUCUGGCUUCUCCGCUUCUCUCACCGCAGCAGAUUUCUUACUCUGGGCUUUAACUUUGUUGUGGCCGCCCGAGGCACCCUGCGCGGCAGCUCUCAGGGCUGGUGGGAACCCGUGCGUGUUCCUAGCCUGCUGACCCGCAGGGCUGGGCCAGGCUUAGCUACCCAGGAGUCUCCGUUACCGCGGGCCCAGCGCCUGCUCCUGGUCGGAGACCUGGGUAGCCCGGGUUCGCGAGGCACCAACAUCUGGUGCGCAGCCAGACGAGCUCUAUCCAUCCAGGGCCUCCUUCCUCCUCCGGGGCUCUCUUCCAGGAGCCGACUUUGCUCCUACAAGAACGGACUUUGGGGUGACCAGCGGUUUGAUGAGGAUGCAGGAACUCAGGACAGGCUUGGAGGAAUCUUUGAGUAUGCGGACGGCCCCAACGCCCAGGUCAUGAACGCCGAGGAGCAUGCCUUUCGAUUUUCUGCCAACAUCAUCAACAGGAACAGGACUCUGCUGCCCAACACAACCUUGACUUAUGACAUUCAGAGGAUUCACUUCCAUGACAGCUUCGAGGCCACCAAGAAGGCCUGUGACCAGUUGGCGCUGGGUGUUGUAGCCAUCUUUGGGCCAUCACAGGGCUCAUGCACCAAUGCAGUCCAGUCCAUCUGCAACGCCUUGGAGGUGCCCCACAUCCAAUUGCGCUGGAAACACCAUCCCCUGGACAACAAGGAUACCUUCUACGUGAACCUCUACCCCGACUACGCCUCUCUCAGCCACGCCAUCCUCGACUUGGUCCAGUCCCUCAAGUGGCGAUCAGCCACUGUGGUCUAUGAUGAUAGCACAGGUCUCAUCCGGCUGCAGGAGCUCAUCAUGGCUCCAUCCAGGUACAACAUUCGCCUGAAGAUCCGCCAGCUCCCCAUCGACUCAGAUGACUCACGCCCCUUGCUCAAGGAGAUGAAGCGGGGCCGGGAGUUCCGCAUCAUCUUUGAUUGCAGCCACACCAUGGCAGCUCAGAUCCUCAAGCAGGCCAUGGCCAUGGGCAUGAUGACUGAAUACUACCACUUCAUCUUCACCACUCUGGAUCUCUACGCACUAGACCUGGAACCCUAUCGCUACUCAGGGGUGAACCUGACUGGGUUCCGCAUACUCAAUGUGGACAACCCCCAUGUCUCAGCCAUUGUAGAGAAGUGGUCCAUGGAGCGGCUACAGGCAGCUCCCCGGGCAGAGUCUGGCCUGUUGGAUGGAGUGAUGAUGGGUUCUGGGGGCCAGGCAAAAGCAGCCAUGAAAUACUGGGCUAUAACUGGCCACUUCCAGAACCCAGGUACCCUGCAGAGUCCAGUCUUCCCUUUGUCCGAUUCCAAGUUGCCCAUCUCCCUGUCUGACUGCGUGACAGGAUCUGACACGGGCUCCCCCUUCCCAGGGCUUCGAGGCGGGGGCUCGUUUGAGCGCAUCCGAGAUCGAUGUUGUACACGAGAAGGUGCAGAUGUAGAUCUGGCUAAAGAGCGUAAUAGAAUUUAUGGAAAUCGCUGGCUCGCUCAAUGGGAAGGAUUAACUGGACGGAUUGUUUUCAACAAAACCAGUGGCUUUUUUUUUUUUUUUUUUUUUUUUUUUUUUAAAGAGGAUGGCCUGGAGAAGGUUGGGGUGUGGAGUCCAGCUGACGGUCUCAACAUCACUGAGGUUGCCAAAGGCCGAGGUCCUAAUGUCACAGACUCUCUGACCAACAGGUCUCUCAUUGUCACUACUGUGCUGGAGGAGCCCUUUGUCAUGUUCCGCAAGUCUGAUAGGACCCUUUAUGGCAAUGACCGGUUUGAGGGAUACUGCAUCGACUUGCUGAAGGAGCUGGCGCAUAUCCUGGGCUUCUCCUAUGAGAUCCGGCUGGUGGAAGACGGCAAGUACGGGGCACAGGACGACAAGGGCCAGUGGAACGGCAUGGUCAAGGAGCUCAUUGACCACAAAGCAGAUCUGGCUGUGGCCCCCUUAACCAUCACCCAUGUCCGAGAGAAGGCCAUCGACUUCUCUAAGCCUUUUAUGACCCUUGGAGUGAGCAUCUUAUAUCGCAAGCCCAAUGGCACCAACCCCAGUGUCUUCUCCUUCCUCAACCCCCUUUCCCCGGACAUCUGGAUGUACGUGCUCCUCGCCUACCUGGGUGUCAGCUGUGUCCUCUUCGUCAUUGCCAGAUUCAGCCCUUACGAGUGGUAUGACGCCCAUCCCUGCAACCCCGGCUCCGAGGUGGUGGAGAAUAACUUCACAUUGCUCAACAGCUUCUGGUUUGGAAUGGGCUCCCUGAUGCAACAAGGCUCUGAACUGAUGCCCAAAGCUCUGUCUACCCGUAUCAUCGGCGGCAUCUGGUGGUUCUUCACACUCAUAAUCAUCUCCUCCUACACGGCCAACCUGGCUGCCUUUCUGACUGUGGAGCGCAUGGAGUCACCCAUAGACUCUGCUGAUGACCUGGCCAAGCAGACCAAAAUUGAGUAUGGUGCUGUCAAGGAUGGGGCCACCAUGACCUUCUUCAAGAAAUCCAAGAUCUCUACCUUCGAGAAGAUGUGGGCCUUCAUGAGCAGCAAGCCCUCGGCACUGGUGAAAAACAAUGAGGAGGGUAUCCAGCGGACGCUCACAGCUGACUACGCUCUGCUCAUGGAGUCCACUACCAUAGAGUAUAUCACACAAAGGAACUGCAACCUCACCCAGAUUGGUGGCCUCAUUGACUCCAAGGGCUAUGGCAUCGGCACACCCAUGGGCUCCCCCUACCGGGACAAAAUCACCAUCGCCAUCCUGCAGCUGCAGGAGGAAGACAAACUACACAUCAUGAAGGAGAAGUGGUGGCGAGGCAGUGGGUGCCCAGAGGAGGAGAACAAGGAAGCCAGCGCGCUGGGCAUCCAGAAGAUCGGCGGCAUCUUCAUCGUCCUGGCUGCCGGCUUAGUCCUGUCCGUGUUGGUGGCAGUGGGCGAGUUUAUAUACAAACUCCGCAAGACAGCGGAGCGGGAGCAGCGCUCCUUCUGCAGCACAGUAGCCGAUGAGAUCCGCUUCUCCCUCACCUGCCAGCGCCGUCUCAAGCACAAGCCACAGCCUCCUAUGAUGGUCAAGACUGACGCAGUCAUCAACAUGCACACAUUUAAUGAUCGCAGGCUUCCGGGCAAGGAUAGCAUGAGCUGCAGCACCUCGCUAGCCCCUGUCUUCCCCUAG